This is a messenger RNA of Thamnophis sirtalis, 6803 nucleotides long. RefSeq names its product SIX homeobox 4 (gene SIX4). The record is from RefSeq and is a predicted model, not a curated record. NCBI's taxonomy places the organism in Eukaryota, Metazoa, Chordata, Lepidosauria, Squamata, Natricidae. Gene Ontology annotation, cellular component: nucleus; transcription regulator complex. Gene Ontology annotation, biological process: regulation of transcription by RNA polymerase II. Gene Ontology annotation, molecular function: DNA-binding transcription factor activity, RNA polymerase II-specific; RNA polymerase II cis-regulatory region sequence-specific DNA binding.
AAAAAGGGGGGAGAAAGCCGGGGGAGAAGCCCCUCCACCUAACACCAAACCCAGACCGGGGGGUGGAAGAUGUCUUCUGCCUCUCCCACCACCGCGAUUCCCAGCGUGGUGGCGGCGAUCAAGCAAGAGAACGUCCUGGAAAUGUUCUGCGGCGGGGCGACCGAGAAGGUAACCUCGGGCGGCUCGGCUCCCACCUCUGCACAGCCUUUUGGUCUCGCAGCGGCGGCGGCUCGUUUUGCUAGGAAGGAAGGAGCCGGGGAAGAAGAGGAGGAGGACGACGAGGAGGAGGAGGAAGCAGCCGGGAGGGUCGCGGGUCAAGUUCUACUCCACUCGGAACUUUUGGUGCGGAAUCUCGGCGCCGUUGCCUCCGCCGCCGCGUCUCCCUUGUCCUCGCCUUCGCCCCGAUCGUCGUCCUCGUCUUCCUCCUCGCCCCAGGCUCUGCUGGCGUUCUCCCCGGACCACGUCGCUUGCGUCUGCGAGGCUUUGCAGCAAGGCGGGAACCUAGACCGCCUGGCCCGGUUCUUGUGGUCCCUGCCCCAGAGCGACCUGCUACGUGGCAACGAGAGCCUGCUCAAAGCCCGGGCGCUGGUGGCUUUCCACCAGGGACUCUACGCCGAGCUCUACGGGAUUUUGGAGAGCCACAGCUUCGACGCCGCCAACCACCCUCUCCUGCAGGAGCUCUGGUACAAGGCGCGCUACAGCGAGGCGGAGAGGGCCCGCGGCCGACCCCUGGGCGCCGUCGACAAGUACCGCCUGCGCAGGAAGUUCCCGCUGCCCCGUACCAUCUGGGACGGCGAGGAGACGGUCUACUGCUUUAAGGAGAAGUCGCGCAAUGCCCUCAAGGAGCUCUACAAGCAGAACCGGUACCCUUCCCCGGCCGAGAAGCGCAACUUGGCCAAGAUCACCGGCCUCUCGCUCACGCAGGUCAGCAACUGGUUCAAAAACCGGCGGCAACGGGAUCGCAACCCCGCGGAGCCGCAGUCCAAAAGUGAGUCGGAUGGUAAUCCCAGCACAGAAGAUGAAUCCAGCAAGGGGCAAGAGGACUUGUCUCCACGUUCCCUUGCAAGCACCUCUGAUGGCGGCACCAGCUUAAGCCUUCCUAGCCCAAUGGAGCAAGUAUAUAUGCAGCAACUUGGAAACUCCAAAAUAUCCUUAAGCUCCUCAGGAGUUUUACUGAAUGGAAACCUUAUGCCUCCGAAUCCAUCUGUUUUUCUUAAUGGUACUUCUUUCAUUCAGGGCCCCAAUGGUCUCCUCCUCAAUGGUCUCAGUGUGGGAUCUUCUCAGGCGGUAUCAUCAAGCCCGCUCAAAACAUCGCCCAACGCUUUGAGCAAUGGAAUCUCCAUGGGUGACAUGUUAGUCCCAUCCUCAGAAGAUGUGAAAGACUUCAAACUCCUCCAGACUUCUCUGUCCAAUUCCAUUGCACCCUCAACACCCACAACAACAUACAGUCCCAAUUCUGGGCCUGUCUCUUUCCCAGGCUUGACACCAAGCAUGGAAGUAAAGAGGGAAGAAAGUGAAGAAGCAAUAGCAUCGCAAGACAGUGGCUCAGUAGUCACGUUUACCGCUCCAAUCCAAAUCAACCAAUACGGCGUUGUCCAAAUCCCUAAUUCAGCAAACAGUGGACAGUUACUUAAUGGAGGCCUCAGUUUUUCCCCAAUGCAGCUGCCCCCAGUAUCAGCAACAACUUCCCGAGGUAGCCUUUCCAUUAACCAAGGCACAUCAAGCAAUGGCACAUUUACUACUGACUCUACAACAGCACAACAAGGGAAGGUGUUUUUCAGCUCCCUUGCUCCCAGCACUGUGGUGUACACCAUCCCAAACACCAGCCAGCCAGUUGAGCCGGUGAAACAGGAAGGACUGGAAACUAGCCUGGUGUUUUCUCAAGUCAUGCCCCUUGGUCAAAAUGCCCAGCUCCAUGCUAAUCUACCUUCAGACAACUUACCCAAUGGGGUCCUCCAGCCAGGAGGAGCCUCCUCCUUAGUUAACGUGACUAUAUCGCAUAACUUUUCCCUUGGACCACCUUCCCUUUUAAAUGCAGAAGAACUCAACCCAGCCAUUUCUGAGAGCCCACCAAUGCAACCCCCCACAACAAGCGGGCCGACUGUUGUUUCCAUUAGUAAUGCAAACUAUGCAACCCUUCAGAACUGCUCCCUCAUCAGCAGCCAUGACUUGGUGUCCAUUUCUCCAGUGCAAGCAGCGCUAACAGGGAUCGGUGGGGUAGCAAGCAAUGACAUUGGAUCCCACCCCUCUUUGCAAGGACACCCCCAUUUCACUCGAGAACAGCGGCUGAUCCUGCAGUCCAUUCCCACUCUAAAGGAAAACUUUCUAUCUGAUUCAGAAAGCAGAUCAGGAAGCAGUUCGGUGAUGCUGGAUCCCAAAAUCAAAUAUGUUACUAGCAAUAUAGUUGAUGCCAUCUGUGAAGAACUGGGGACAGACAAGAAACAGCUGGCUAAACUCCAGACAGUACAGAUGGAAGAAGAUAUGCAAGACCUGUAAAAAAAAAACUUUAAGAUUAAUAAUCUUGUAUUUGCAUUUCAGUAGAAAAAUCUCUUCCUUUGAAGACUAGAAGUACAGCAGUGGAUUUUUUCCCUCCCUUAGGCAUAUAGAAAAAUUAAAAAAUGCACAUUUGAAGAAGAAUCCAGUUUACUAAAAGGAGGUCUUCACUAAAAAUACAAAGUUGCCAUGCAAUGUUUGCAUGAAUGCUCACUUUUGUUAAGCCUGAUCAAAAGAAAUUACACAUGGCUGGAAGGGAAAUGCCAGUCAAAUAUGAGACGGCUUGGCUUACCCAAGUAGCUUCUUUGGACAGGGAGAGAAUCAAGGUAAUUUCAGAAUGUUUAUUAACCAAUAGCUAUUGGUUAGGAAAAAGAUUAUCAUUCUAAAAAGACUGGAACUAAAAGAGAAAAGACAUACUGGGUUUUGUUUUUUGUCUAGAUUCAAUUUUACUGAGAGAUGGUGGGCAUUGAGAAAUUGGUAUUUCAAUUUUCAACUUUAAAGGAAUACUUUAGGUAAUACCUCACAAGCUACUGUUACUUUCUUUUGCGAGCACAAUUGCAAAUACACUCUUUUGUGUGUGUGCGUAUGUGUGUGUGUGUUUGUUGUUAAAAGUUUUCCACCAGGAUAUCACCCUCUGCACUCUCAAUCUUUAUAGUUUUGGAAAUGGUGCAAGUUUUCUUUGUCUUGCUUGAAUCCAUAGGAGAGGGGAAGAAACCAUUUUGCCACUUGAAAUUAUGCAACCCAGAAUCCUUGGCUCUGCCACCUAUGUAAAUAUUAUUUUAAUUGUGCUAAUGAGAAUUGUUUUUAUUAGUAGGAUGAUUCUAUUUAUAAUCAUUGGUGUCCAUUUUAUCAUUUUGAGAUUUGAUGAGCAGUUUAAUUUAUUUUUUUCUUUCUGUAUUUUUGAACAGGAAAUUAUUUCUGCCUAUUUUUAAAGAUUUCUUUCCCCUAUAAAGCUACAUCAAUUGAUUUUCUUUCUUUCUUUCUUUCUUUCUUUCUUUCUUUCUUUCUUUCUUUCUUUCUUUCUUUCUUUCUUGGUAACAAUUUGUAGUAGUCUUAUAUUUGACUAUGUUGCAGUUAUAGGCUUUGGGACAAGCACUUGUGAAAGUGUUACUUCUGUUUUAGUUUUAGAUAAUUUUACAAGGUUUGAGGAUGGCUGCUGGUUGGUUUAUUUUUUAAAUCCUAUGUGCCUUUCUUCCUAGUGGCCUUAAAUCCUUGUUCUAACCAGCACAGCUGUUACAUAGUAAAAGAAUCUGCCUAGAACAGUGGUAAAUUCCUCUUUGCUGGAGGUUUUCAGACAGGUUAGUUAUCCUCCAAGGAUGAUUUAAUUGAAUGCUGUACUGAAGAGAGGGUUGGACUGUAUAGAUGAUCCAGAAAGUCCCUCAUAUAUUCUAUUAUUCAUCAACACAGGAAAAGAUAAGUCUGUCAGGCAGCAAUCAAAACAGUGGUCCUAAUUCCUUUACAUAUGCAAGAUCCCUUUGAAAACUCCAUUGCUCUGAUAAAUAAAGGAUGAGAGAUAGUAGAUGUGACAUAAAUACAGGAUACCUCUGACAGAUGGUAUGUUGCUUAUUAAUAUUCAAAAGUAUUUCCCUUCUUCCUCUGUAUUCCAAUUCCCUCAAUUUGUUAAUUCGCAGUCGUUUGGAGAGCUUAUGCCGUCAUUUAUUCAGCCUUUCUGCAUGUCAGAAAGUGUUUACAGGUCUAUGAAAAGAUGACUGCAAUAUAUCAAACUCAAAAUAAAUAUCUUGCUUCAUCACUUUAAAGGUAGUAAGAACCCUUGAGAAUCUUUUCUUUUGGGGAAAUGGUUAAAGGAAUUACAGAUGUAUGAAAUAUCAGAACAAAUGCUAAAUCCUUCUGUAUUGCUAGAAGUUAAAUUUCAGAUAAAACAAUACUGGUAGUAUUUUAAAGUAUUGGACUUGGGUAAGCAUCAGUGAUACAACUGAAUGUAAAAAAAUCUCCUCCAACAGAGUGCUUUUUGUGAUUGUGGUGGCGCAUGAAAGCAUUCUCCCAAUUUUAUUUCUAACUCGUCUCUUUUUGCAAUAUACCAAAGACGAGGAAGAAGGAUCUGGUCAGGUUAUCUCAAGAACCUCUGUAGAAAUGGAACAUGUCAGCAGUUGCUGCCUGAGCUGCAAUUGUUAUUAGAUCAUUAAAGGAGAGAGGACACAGACAUAUUUGGAACAUUAUUUGGAAACAACAGUGUGCUGAGGAAAAAGAAGUCCUUUCCAAAUCCACCACAGCAAGAACCUGAAGGACAAAAGGCUAUUUGUUUUAAGUCAAGAUCCUUCUUCCCUCUCGCUUUAUUUAAUGAGGUGAAAAAGAUUGCCUUACUGGCUUUUAUCCGGCUGCCUGGAUUCCCAGUUAGUGCACUUCCCAGCCAUUAAAAAAUCUUUAAAAAAUUAAAAAACCAAAGGCUGAUAGAAUGUGCAUAUAGUGGAAGGAAGCUUUUGAUGUAUGAAUGAGAACACACAAUGUAGACAUCUUCUUAAGGUGUUCAAUACAGACAUCAUACUUGGAUCUCUCAUGUUUAUUGCUUUUCCUGCACAUAGAAAGUUUUUGAUUUGGCAGAGAAAUUGCUUUCGUUUCAAUAUCUAGUUUUCAAACAGAAAAUGGUAUAAUCUACAUUCUAAAAGAAGCUGUAUCACAUGCUGCACAUAUAAAUGCUCUGUUUAAGUUGCUGAAAUGUAGAGGUCCAUUUUGAAUGAACAAAACAGCAGGUUAAGUGGUUGCACGCAAGAUUGUCCUGACUCUGGAGAAAAGCAUCUCUGGAUACUUUUAUUUGAGACAAUAGCUGAAAAAAAAGGGGGGGGGGUUAUGGUAGAUAUAAUUGCUCUACUACCAGAGAAAGGCUGAUCCAAGUAGUUAAUUGAUCAUCUGUUCUGAGAGGAGUAAGUUGUCCUUUGGUAUGUGAUCUAAAUUAAUGCAAUUUUGUAAUUUCAGUAAACUUGUAAGUACAGUAUCAAAGUUGUUGUCUAGUUUAGACUGUACUGUAAGUUUAUUUUAAAGUGAUUAACAUUAUUUCUCUAGUGAUAUAGAAAACUGCAUAGUAAAAUGGUGAAAGUCAUACGCCUGUAAUUCAGAAAGAUUGUCCUUUCUACUUUAGCAGCACUUCCUGUUCAGAAAUAGGUACAGCUUCCCAAGAUGUAAAGGAAUCUGUUUAAAGGAAAAUCAGACUUAUGAAUUGCUGAUUCCCACAAUCAUUUUUGAAGUGGGAAAAAGUGUUAGGUAGCAAGCCCCUUCACUGUACAAAAUGUGGGGGAUGGGGUGUUGCCCACAAGAUGUAUGUUUCAUCUCAGAAAUCUGUAUGCACUUUCCAAUUGCCACGAAUGCUUCCUAGAAACUAUGAUUUAAAAAAGAGGUGUGGAAUUCCCAACUUGAAAUAAUUGUCUUGAAAAAACAGAGGAUCCAGUUUCAAGACCACUAGGGUCCUUUCUAAAUGUGGCAUUUCCACCACGUCUACCCACCUAUGUGGUCGCAUGCUGUUGUCAAUACUGUUGGGCUGAAGAGCUUCUGGUUCAGCAGUAGCACUGCAGAUAUACUUGCCUUGUCCCAGCUCUCUUCCUUUCCCAUCUGAGGUUAAGAAGGCAUCAGGCCACCGCUUUGUUUUCCUGUCUUUGUAACAUGAGAGAAGGGUGACAACUGUGCAACCACCACUCUUCAUGGUAGUUGGUCACUUUAAAAAAACAAUUUAUGAACACAUACUUGUGAAAUUAGAAAACUAGUCAAGAAGUAUGUUUCUGCAUUCCCCAGUUACUUAGCUGAAGGGGAUACAAGAGCUGUUCAACCGAGAAAAAUCACAGGGCUCUAUGAAAUGGUUUGUGAUAGUUUGGAGUUGAUCAUGGUGGCUAUGCAAAAAGACUCUGUGGUAAAUGAUAAAUGUCUUGGUUUCAGCCAUGCACACUACUUUGUUCCAGGAUAAACACUAAAUCCUUUUGACUGCUUUUUAUAGUUACGGCUGGGUUUCUGUUUGUAACAAUUACGUAUCUAAAAGUGAACAUCCCCUCAUCUAACCCAGUGGUUCCCAACCUUUUCUUCACUGUAGGCCCCCUUUAAAUAUCUUUUGUGACCACAGACCUCCAAGACCUGAUUUAAAUCACAUUUCUUCAUACCUUUGUGGACCGCCUGUGACAACAUUGCAGCCCCCAGGGGUUCUUGGACUACAGGUUGAGAAUCAGUUCUAACAGUUAGAAAACCCAUUCAUUCUUUUUACAUGUUGAUGGGCACCUAAGUCAGUGGAGGGGUGGAGGCGGUACGCCCCGGUAUGGGUGUAUUGGUGCCUGCCCGGAGCACCAGGUACUGUUCUGGUACGGUGCUCCAUA